Solanum tuberosum (potato) is the source of this 1248-nucleotide messenger RNA. RefSeq names its product equilibrative nucleotide transporter 3-like. Lineage: Eukaryota; Viridiplantae; Streptophyta; Magnoliopsida; Solanales; Solanaceae. The record is from RefSeq and is a predicted model, not a curated record. Gene Ontology annotation, cellular component: plasma membrane. Gene Ontology annotation, biological process: nucleoside transmembrane transport. The coding region runs from base 1 to 1248 and encodes 415 amino acids. Gene Ontology annotation, molecular function: nucleoside transmembrane transporter activity. The transcript is spliced from 9 exons.
AUGGAUAUUCCAAGUCCUACCAAGCUUAAGGGGAAAUUUGUAGGUAUUCUUGUUUGUUGGAUUCUUGGAUUUGGAUCACUCAUUGCUUGGAAUAGUUUAAUGAGCAUAGGAGAUUACUACUAUGCACUGUUUCCAAAUUAUCAUCCUUCAAGAGUACUCACCUUAGUGUAUCAGCCAUUUGCACUUGGAACAAUAGUAAUUCUUGCAUAUAAUGAGGCAAAAGUUGAUACAAGAAAGCGCAUCUUAGUAGGAUAUACCCUGUAUACCUUAAGCACACUCACACUCAUUCUGUUGGAUUUGGCAUCUUCUGGUAGGGGUGGAAUAGGAAAUUACAUUGGUGUAUGUGCCAUAGUAGGUUGUUUUGGAAUUGGGGAUGCUAUUGUUCAAGGUGGAAUGACUGGAGAUUUAUCAUUCAUGUGUCCUGAGUUCAUUCAAUCGUUUUUCGCUGGUCUUGCUGCAUCUGGUGCAGUUACGUCUGGUUUAAGGCUAAUGGCCAAGGCAGCUUUUGAAAACAGUAACAACGGUUUACGCAAAGGAGUUAUGUUGUUCCUUGCCAUCUCCGUAUUCUUUGAAUUCCUAUGCAUCCUUCUAUAUGCAUUCAUAUUCCCUAAGCUACCAAUUGUGAAGCACUACCGCACAAAGGCAGCUCUAGAAGGAUCAACAACUGUUGCAGCAGACUUAGCUGCUGCAGGCAUCGAAACUCAAUCAAUCGAAAAAGCUAAUAAUGAUGCUAAACAAUCGGAACGUCUUAGCACCAAACAACUAUUUUUCCAGAAUAUUGACUAUGAGUUGGACCUGUACUUGAUUUAUGUCGCCACGUUAUCAAUUUUCCCCGGGUUCUUGUAUGAAAACACUGGUACCCACACAUUGGGGUCAUGGUAUGCUCUAGUUCUGAUAGCAAUGUACAAUGUUUGGGAUCUGAUAGGAAGAUAUGUUCCACUGAUUGAUAAAAUCAAGUUGAAAUCACGAAAGGGCCUCAUGAUCGCGACCCUCUCUCGUUUCUUACUGGUCCCUUGCUUCUACUUCACUGCAAAAUAUGGUGAUCAAGGUUGGAUGAUAUUUCUGGUAUCCUUCUUGGGACUCACAAAUGGUCAUCUCACUGUUUGUGUCAUGACAGCUGCACCUAAAGGAUACAAGGGGCCUGAGCAAAAUGCAUUGGGUAAUUUGCUAGUAUUAUUCAUAUUAUGUGGAAUAUGUUCUGGUGUUGCUUUAGAUUGGUUGUGGAUUAUUGGUAAUGGAAAAUUCUGA